GGCUGCAGCAGUAUAUGUCCCGUGGAUGGAGUGAGAAGCCGAUUUUGAUGGAGGAAGAAGAAAAGGUCGUUUGGGCAUACCGGUACACCAACAGCUUCUCGUCAGUCGUCACGGGAAUAGCAGUAGACCGUGAGACCUGAGUAGAUCAAAUCCCUUGCAGUUGCAGGCCAGCAAGGUUGCGCGGCGGCGACGCAGUUGAGACGAGGGAGCAACAGCAACCUGAUCCACAAGCGCGCCGGGGACAAGCCCGCCGGGACCCCGACGUACGUGCGGCUCUCCCGGCGCCCCCAUCGAUUUCCGUCGUCCCCACUCCGCUUCCCUGUUUCCCUCGACGACGACACAUCUUCUCGGCUGGGUCGACGUCUCCCUCCACUCGUCGACUCUUAAACCCUCCCCCUCCCCCUCCCCGUCAGUUCCACGAGCUUCGGAGCACCACCACCUAUCAGCAUCUCGUGAUUGCCUCCUACUCCUAGGUUCCGCCGCAUGGCGCCGUCCGCCGCCUGCUCCAUGGCCUCCGUCUCCCGGGCCCUCCGCCCGCGACCGCGACCGCGCGCCGCCGUCUGCUCGGCUGCUCGCCUCGGGUGCGGAUUGGGGAUUGCCUGCUCGAUGCCAAGUCACGGAAUGGGGAACGAGAAACACGAGCUGGGAUUGGCCGUUGCGUCUGCACCAGCUGCGACUAUUACCCCGGUUCUCAGGAGCCGACAAAUUUUGUGCAAGGCGGAAGCUAAUGUAUCUAGUAAUCUUCCGGAUACCUUGCCUACUGGAGUAAGCCAGUAUGAAAAAAUUGUUGAGCUGCUCACCACUCUUUUCCCUGUCUGGGUUAUACUGGGUACUAUCAUUGGCAUCUACAAACCAUCUAUGGUUACCUGGUUGGAGACUGACCUUUUCACUAUGGGCUUAGGAUUCCUAAUGCUGUCGAUGGGACUAACAUUGACAUUUGAAGAUUUUCGGAGAUGCUUGAGGAAUCCAUGGACAGUUGGUGUGGGGUUUCUUGCACAAUAUUUGAUCAAACCUAUGCUUGGAUUUUCUAUUGCAUUGGCCUUGAAGCUAUCAGCUCCUCUUGCAACUGGUCUUAUCUUGGUCUCAUGUUGCCCUGGUGGACAAGCAUCAAAUGUUGCAACUUAUAUAUCCAAGGGAAAUGUUGCGCUUUCGGUUCUUAUGACCACUUGUUCAACUGUUGGUGCUAUAGUGAUGACACCCCUCCUGACUAAACUCCUUGCUGGCCAACUAGUUCCUGUUGAUGCAGCAGGAUUGGCCAUCAGUACUUUCCAGGUUGUUUUGGUGCCGACUGUUGUUGGAGUAUUGGCCCAUGAAUAUUUUCCUAAGUUUACUGAGCACAUUAUCACUGUAACGCCCCUGAUUGGUGUCCUCCUCACCACUUUGCUUUGCGCGAGCCCUAUUGGACAAGUCGCAGAAGUGUUGAAAACUCAAGGUGGUCAACUUAUUAUCCCUGUCGCUCUACUUCAUGUUGCUGCAUUUGCUCUUGGGUACUGGUUAUCAAGAUUAUCUACCUUUGGGGAAUCAACCUCUAGGACCAUCGCAAUCGAAUGUGGGAUGCAGAGUUCUGCACUUGGAUUUUUACUUGCUCAAAAGCAUUUCACAAAUCCACUUGUUGCUGUUCCUUCAGCUGUCAGCGUUGUGUGCAUGGCUCUUGGAGGGAGUGCUCUUGCAGUUUACUGGAGAAACAAAGGGCUUCCAACGGAUGACAAAGAUGAUUUCAAGGAGUAAAGAAACUCAACUACUCAAGACAUGAGCUCCUAGCUAUUAGAGUGCAGUUGCAUCAGAAGGAUAUUCAUGUUUCAUUACUUUAGGCAUAGAUAGGAAGGCCUACUCUAUUGUUGAUUAUCAUUAGGAGUUCCGCUUAGCCUAUAUGUUUGUUGUGUAGUAUUUCAUACUCCCUCAAUUCAUGAAUAAAUCAAUUCUUAGAGUUAUCUUAAGUCAAACUUUUUAUGUUUGAACAAAUUUAUUAAAAAAAAGUACACAAAUAUUUGUGAUACCAAAUAAACAUAUUAUAUGAAAAUAUAGUUUAUGAUGUAUGUAGUGACACUAA
Sorghum bicolor (sorghum) is the source of this 2050-nucleotide messenger RNA. Its product is annotated as probable sodium/metabolite cotransporter BASS2, chloroplastic. Gene Ontology annotation, cellular component: membrane. The transcript has 13 exons. The record is from RefSeq and is a predicted model, not a curated record. Lineage: Eukaryota; Viridiplantae; Streptophyta; Magnoliopsida; Poales; Poaceae. Bases 484 to 1728 code for a protein of 414 amino acids.